AUGUGUCUUCCGUCCUUUACUCAGGAUUUCAACCGUUUAUACGUCGACACUACAUUAGCUGACUUGACGCUAAUAGUAGGUGAAGAGCCCAACACAGAGGAGAUACGCGUACACUCACCUAUACUAUGGGCUAGGUCACCUUUCUUUCGAGAGGUGUUGAAUGCUCUUCAGACAAAGAGGACCACAUUCGAACAGAAACUAAAGGUUCCUUUUAUGGAUCCUGAAGUAUUUCGCUCCGUUCUCAAAUUCAUUUACACAAAUAACUUUUCAAUGAAACGUAACAAUGGUAUAGACUUCCUUGACCAACUUGUUGCUGCAGACGACCUCCAAGUUUCAUCCCUAAUCACUUACAUACAAGAUAAAAUCAUACAAAACCAACAGACCUGGCUUAGAGAUAACCUCAUGCGUAUAUGGAAAUCGCUUGCUGACCGUCCGUCAUGUGAAUUAUUAUACAAUCAUGCUCAAUCUAUCAUUGCGUCAAAACCAGUUGUCAUGUUCAGCUCAAAAGAAUUCCUCACCCUUGAGGUCGAUUUUCUAGUAUCCAUUGUGCAAAGAGACGAUUUAAUUAGGGAAGAAGCUGCAAUAUGGGAAGAUGUAAUACGUUGGGGCAUUGCACAGCACUCUCACUUACCUGAAGAUGUAAUGACAUGGACACCCGAAAAUUUUGCUACGUUACGAAACUCUAUUAAACCCAUCAUACCAUACAUCAGAUUUUUCCAAAUCCCAUCAGCCGAAUUUCGCCGUAAAAUCAUACCGUUUCAACAAGUGCUCCCAAACUCACUGUACCAAGAACUUCUCUCAUUUCACUUGGAACCUGGCUAUGAACCACCCAUUCCUAUCUUGCCUCCACGACUAUCCCAAUCUCCAGCAAAAUCUCGUGAAAAAUCUCCGUCCUUGUCUUCACCACUGCGUAGAACUUAUUUGACAAGAAACUGCUUUGCUAAUGCUCCCGUCAUAGAAAUCAAGCGAGAGCAGGAAUCUGAAGCUGAAUAUCCAGACGAAAAGAAGAUUAAUAUUUCCCGGGAGGGUAGUCCUCGUUUUCGUUAUAAGAGGCGAACUUCACCUUCUCAUAAGCGCAUCAUGCAACAAUUUAGAUUAUAUUAUGACUGGAGAGCUUCUUUACCUGGAAAGUUAACUCAGGUGAUGAUUGCGCAAGAAAUGGAAAAGAUGAUUAAUGAUAAAACACGUGUCACCACGACUAUCAUCUCACAAGCGUAUAACAUGAAAGAAAUGCCCAAAAAUGAACUGAAGAUUCGCGCAUUCAAGAUUUGGAUUGAUAAACAAAGAGAAAAGAUGAAACAUAUGAGGAAAAAUUAG
Paraglomus occultum is the source of this 1317-nucleotide messenger RNA. The record is from the annotation of a GenBank genome assembly. Lineage: Eukaryota; Fungi; Glomeromycota; Glomeromycetes; Paraglomerales; Paraglomeraceae.